UAUCCCUCUUAGACCCUCACUACCACCACCACUAUCUUCUCCCCCACCAUUAAAACUCUGAAAAACCCAAACCAGUUGCCUACUAUUUUUCUUAUGACUAGUGGGUUUUAGGGUUUUUGUUGACUGAUGAAUUUCUUCUGAAUAUUUGGUUAAAACUCUCUUUCUCUUCAAUGGCAUUAACAACUCCGUCAUUAUCUUCCUUUCUAUCUUCUUACAGAUUGAAUCCCCUAUUAAUUUCAAGAUAUGGCAGAAGGUCAAGAAACCCCUAUCGAAAUUCUAUUCGUUGUAAACCAAGAUUUUUCACAGUUGCGGCGAUGGAUAGUGUUGGUUUUACCUCUCCGCUAACGGAAAAAUCGUUUGAUUUUACUUCGGAGGAACGAAUAUAUAACUGGUGGGAUUCUCAGGGAUAUUUCAAGCCAAAUGAUGAUUCGGACGGAGAACCUUUUGUGAUUUCCAUGCCACCACCUAAUGUUACUGGAUCACUACAUAUGGGACAUGCAAUGUUUGUCACUCUUGAGGACAUUAUGGUUAGAUACCAUCGCAUGAAAGGAAGGCCUACACUUUGGCUUCCUGGGACGGAUCAUGCUGGCAUUGCAACUCAGUUAGUUGUUGAAAAAAUGCUUGCUUCUCAAGGAAUAAAAAGGGCUGAUCUUAGUCGAGAAGAGUUUACAAGCAGGGUUUGGGAGUGGAAAGAGAAGUAUGGUGGGACCAUCACAAACCAAAUUAAGAGACUGGGUGCAUCUUGCGAUUGGACAAGAGAGCACUUCACCCUUGAUGAUCAGCUGAGUAGAUCUGUGGUUGAGGCCUUUGUAAGACUUCAUGAGAAAGGCUUGAUUUAUCAAGGGUCUUAUAUGGUCAAUUGGUCUCCUAGUCUUCAAACAGCAGUGUCUGACUUGGAAGUGGAGUAUUCAGAAGAACCUGGUUUUCUGUAUCACAUCAAAUAUCGUGUUGCUGGAGGAUCAAAGAGCGACUUUUUGACUAUAGCUACGACACGCCCAGAGACACUUUUUGGUGAUGUUGCUAUUGCUGUUCAUCCUGAGGAUGAUCGUUAUUCAAAGUAUAUUGGCAGGCAGGCAAUUGUACCAAUGACAUUUGGCCGUUUUGUCCCUAUUAUAGCUGAUAGAUAUGUCGAUAAAGAAUUUGGGACUGGAGUGUUGAAGAUAAGUCCCGGGCAUGAUCACAAUGACUAUUUCCUUGCUAGGAAGCUUGGUCUACCUAUCCUUAUUGUAAUGAACAAGGAUGGAACCCUCAAUGAAGUUGCUGGACUGUACAAUGGGAUGGAUCGAUUUGAUGCACGUAAGAAGUUAUGGUCAGAGCUGGAGGAGACAAAUUUAGCAGUCAAAAAAGAACCCUACACCUUACGAGUUCCCAGAUCUCAGCGCGGUGGAGAAAUAAUAGAGCCACUUGUGAGUAAACAGUGGUUUGUUACCAUGGAGCCCUUGGCCGAGAAAGCCCUUCGUGCAGUUGAAGAAAAGCAAAUUACCAUUUUGCCUGAAAGAUUUGAGAAGAUUUAUAAUCAUUGGCUCUCAAAUAUUAAAGACUGGUGUAUAAGCAGACAACUCUGGUGGGGACACAGAAUACCAGUUUGGUACGUUGAGGGUAAAGAUUGUGAGGAAGACUAUAUUGUUGCUAGGAGCCAGGAAGAAGCCCUAGUUAAAGCCCGUGAGAAAUAUGGAAGAGAUGUCGAAAUAUAUCAGGAUCCAGAUGUUCUUGAUACUUGGUUUUCAAGUGCACUGUGGCCAUUCAGCACUCUUGGGUGGCCAGAUGUAUCAGCGGAGGAUUACAAGAAGUUUUAUUCGACAACAGUCCUUGAAACUGGGCAUGAUAUUUUGUUUUUUUGGGUGGCACGGAUGGUAAUGAUGGGAAUUGAGUUUACGGGAAAGGUUCCCUUUUCAUAUAUAUAUCUACACGGACUUAUCCGUGACUCCCAAGGACGAAAAAUGUCUAAAUCAUUGGGAAAUGUCAUUGAUCCACUUGAUACGAUAAGGGAGUUUGGAACAGAUGCAUUACGAUUCUCAAUUGCUCUGGGGACCGCCGGGCAGGACCUUAAUUUGUCAGUCGAAAGAUUAACCUCUAAUAAAGGAUUCACUAACAAACUGUGGAAUGCUGGCAAGUUUGUGUUGUCAAAUCUGCCUAGUCAAAGUGAUGCAUCCGCGUGGGACAACAUAUUGGAUUUGAAGUUUGAUUCGGAGGAUUCUGUUUGUGGGCUGCCUUUGCCUGAGUGUUGGGUGGUCUCGAAACUUCAUCUGCUGAUUGAUUCUGUAACCUCAAGCUAUGAAAAGUUUUUCUUUGGGGAUGUUGGGAGAGAAACAUAUGAUUUCUUUUGGGGCGAUUUUGCCGAUUGGUACAUUGAAGCUAGUAAAGCUCGUCUUUAUAAGUCCGAAGGAAAUAUAUCUGCUCCUGUUGCCCAGGCGGUUCUUUUAUACGUGUUUGAAAACAUAUUAAAGAUGUUACAUCCGUUCAUGCCAUUUGUUACUGAAGAAUUGUGGCAGGCAUUGCCUCAUAGGAAGCAAGCACUCGUUGUUUCUCCUUGGCCUGAGACAUCGCUUCCAAGGAAUGAGAACUCCAUUAGAAGAUUUGAGAACUUGCAAGCUCUGACUAGAGCAAUCCGAAAUGCCCGAGCAGAGUAUUCUGUUGAACCUGCCAAAAGGAUAUCUGCUUCAAUUAUUGGAAGUGAUGAUGUCCUCCAGUACAUGUCUAAAGAGAAGGAAGUCCUGGCAUUGCUUUCCAGACUAGAUUUGCAAAACGUUCAUUUCAUUGGUUCUCCUCCAGGUGAUGCAAAGCAAUCGGUACACCUUGUGGCUGGUGAAGGUCUCGAAGCUUAUCUGCCUCUUGCUGACAUGGUGGAUAUCUCUGAUGAGGUCCAACGCCUGACAAAACGCCUUUCAAAGAUGCAAUCAGAAUAUGAUGCCCUUAGUGCUCGCCUUAGUUCACCCAAGUUUGUAGAGAAAGCUCCGGAGGAAGUUGUUCGUGGGGUAAGAGAGAAGGUAGCUGAAGCAGAGGAGAAAAUAAGUUUGACAAAAAACCGUCUCUCUUUACUAAACUCAACAACUUUGAUCACCUCAGAGUAGCCUGUGAUCAUUUUUCAACAUCCCCAUUUUUCUGCACAAUUUUUCCUGAUGCAAGGUCAUAGUUUGUGCAUCUUAUUAUGAUAUUAAUGGCAAUAGAGAUUAGGGUGAUGAUUCAUGACCUAAUAUAGGAUCCCCAAUUCCUCCAUGCUAAGCCGAGGAACUGGAUACAAGGUGAAAGCCUUAUAUUUUGCGAGUGUAUAUGAAACUGAUAGCAGCAUCAAUCAAUCUUACAGCUCUCCUGGUGCCAAAUGGGCCAUCUGUGAGGAUAUGGAUCAAUAGUAUAAGGUGCUCGAAAUUAAGAGUACGAAAUGUAUCGAGGAACAAUGACAAUUUUGUAUCGAAAAGGAGUAAAUGUAUUUUGUAGUUGUACA
Messenger RNA from Papaver somniferum (opium poppy), 3442 nucleotides. Its product is annotated as valine--tRNA ligase, chloroplastic/mitochondrial 2-like. Gene Ontology annotation, molecular function: aminoacyl-tRNA deacylase activity; ATP binding; valine-tRNA ligase activity. The transcript is spliced from 27 exons. NCBI's taxonomy places the organism in Eukaryota, Viridiplantae, Streptophyta, Magnoliopsida, Ranunculales, Papaveraceae. Gene Ontology annotation, cellular component: cytosol; cytoplasm. Gene Ontology annotation, biological process: valyl-tRNA aminoacylation. The coding region runs from base 171 to 3071 and encodes 966 amino acids. The record is from RefSeq and is a predicted model, not a curated record.